AUGAAAUUGCAUUUGGGAUCCAUUCUUACCUUACUCCUCCUUAACAGCCCCUUCCUCUCGGGCCUGCCGCUGGAUGAUAAGCCCGACGAUUCUUCUACCGUGGUAGAAAGGUCCCCCACGGCACUUCAACGACGAGUUGUGAAUGGACACGUAAAGCUUCGUUGGGAGCACAAAGACAGACCGAAUGCCUUCUGGGGACAUUUCGGCAAACCCAAUUUCGACGAUACUCCGUACCUUCUACCCGACAAUCAAAGGCAUGACCGCUCAGCGAUCAUAGCACAAUCCAACCACUUUGCCAAACAAGCCUACGAUUAUAUUAGAAACAGCUUUCCGGAUUUCAAACCCCCCUCAUUUCUAGUGGCGGUUGUAUAUGUUCCGGAUAUCGGUUUUUAUUUCGGCACAAAGCCUCCGAUGGGAAAUUUCCGUGGUGAAGAUAUGAUUUCGCCCAUCGCAGCCACCAUUGCACCUCACUGGAAGGCUGCAUCGUAUCCGAGGACAGAAAUCAGGCAUUUGCACUCGGAAGACUCGGCUUUGUACACUCUGGAAGAGUUUGUUGGAAAGCACCCGAGUGUCCUGGCUAGGUGGGGUGCCAGGGGUAACCAGCCCUAUCGGGGUUCUUCCUACAUGGCUGUGUAUGGUUAUUUCAAUGAUGGGCCUGUGGGCAUCGUGCGACCAUGUAGUCUGCAAACGCCAAACAAUCCCAUUACUUGCUAUACUAUGCUUAGUGCACUGGGUGUCGGCAGUCUCGUAACUGAGUGGACGUGA
Uncinocarpus reesii 1704 is the source of this 765-nucleotide messenger RNA. RefSeq lists its product as uncharacterized. Lineage: Eukaryota; Fungi; Ascomycota; Eurotiomycetes; Onygenales; Onygenaceae. The record is from RefSeq and is a predicted model, not a curated record. The coding region runs from base 1 to 765 and encodes 254 amino acids. The transcript has a single exon.